Messenger RNA from Dentiscutata erythropus, 395 nucleotides. The record is from the annotation of a GenBank genome assembly. NCBI's taxonomy places the organism in Eukaryota, Fungi, Glomeromycota, Glomeromycetes, Diversisporales, Gigasporaceae.
AUGUCAUUUGAACCAAGAAAUCCUCUAUUUCCGCCAAAUCAAAUAGAUUGGUUUUAUUAUUUGGAUUUUUCGAAUUCUUUGUGGUUAUCUCAACUGGAAAAUGAAUCUAAUAAUUUGUUAACUUUAAAUUUGGACUCUUUAAUACAUGAGGAUGCUUCUCAAGGAAACAAACGCACUUACGAAACUUUUUCAGUUCCGAUGUCAUCGAGUGUCGUCGUUCGUCAUGAAGAAUACAUUAUUUUAUGGUCUUUCUUCCUCCUUGAGAACCUCGGGGUUAGUCUUUGUCCUGAAACCCCUGAUAACGACAGGCUAGUUGUGCGUCGCGGUCAACGAUGCAACAUCAUGGAGGUUGAUUCUCCUGUCAACCUCGUUUCGUCAGAUGAUUUUGUUGAGAC